GCCCCGAGUAGUGCGCACUCGGCCAGUGCUCGGCCAACCUCCAGCCACGCCGCACGCGUCAACACAAAUGCGGCCGAAAGUUCGUAGACGCGUCAAAUUAAAAUAAAUCUCAAAAAUAGAACGAUAAUUCUAAUCUCCAACGAACACCUUCAAUGGGAUAAUUCAAAUUCGGAACACGAUUAUUUAAAAAAAACUGAUUUCAAUUUAGACAUUUCAGUUUAGUGUGAUACUAGUGUUUAAGUUUGUUUUAGUAGUUCUUUUAAGUGUUCUAGUGACUUUUAGCGUGAAUUUUUAGUUUUUAAGUGUUAUUUGUGAAUAGUAAGUUAUGGAGGAACAGGGGCAAGCAGAGAGCAAGGAGCGGGUGCAGCGGGCACCCUUCGAGACCGCCCUGCACCAUGCCGGCUACGGCUGCUUCCAGUGGCUGCUGCUGCUAUCAUGCGGCGCGGUCUACGCGGUCAGCGCGCUGAGCACCACCACGCUCAGCUUCGUGCUGCCCGCCGCCGAGUGCGACUUCUCGCUGUCGUCCAGCGACAAGGGACGGCUCACUGCCACGCCGCUUAUAGGCAUGUGCGUGGGUUCGUACUUCUGGGGCAACCUGGCGGACGCGCGGGGCCGCAAGAAGGCCAUCAUCGGGGCGCUGCUGCUGGACGCCCUCGCCGCCUUCCUGUCCAGCGUGGUGCAGAGCUUCCCCGCCUUCCUCGCCUGCAGGUUCUUCUCCGGGUUCGGCAUCAUCGGCGCCACCGGGCUGGUGUUCCCGUACUUCGGAGACUUCCUGUCUCUGCGCCAUCGUGAUGUCAUGCUGUGCCGGCUCGAGGUCUUCUGGACGCUUGGGACCAUACUGCUUCCUGGCAUAGCCUACCUCAUCAUCCAGGACGACCGGUUCAACCUGACAGCCGUAGGAGCCACCUUCACCUACACCUCCUGGCGGGUGUUUGUGGCAGCCUGCGGGGUGCCCAGCCUCCUAGUCGUGCUGCUCAUCAUGCCGUUCCCCGAGAGUCCUCGGUACCUGUUGUAUGCCAACCGACCGGAGCAGGCGCUGACUGUGCUGCAGAGGAUCUUCGUGGUUAAUACCAGGCUGCAUGAGAAAGACUUUCCGGUGGAAUCAAUGAUCAGCGCGGACGGCGGGGACGACGAGGAGGUGGUCUCCGCUGACACUAACGGGAACGAGACCAAGGCACCGCUCACGUGGAACCAGCGCUGGCAGAACUUCUGGUCGCGCAAGAAGAUGCUCACCACGCCGCCGUAUAUUGGACUGCUUAUUCUGUGCUGCUUCGUCGAUUUUGGGUUGAUGUUCAGCUACUACACCCUGAUGAUGUGGUUCCCGGACCUGUUCGAGCGGUUCUCUCAGUUCACGUCCAUCAACCCGACCGUGUCCGCCGGGGUCUGCGAGGUCACCGCCAACGUCACGCAGCUUAUUCCGGGCACGGACUGCAGCCAGCAGAAGAUCAACAGCGACGUGUACGUUCACACGCUGCUGGUGGCGCUGUCCUGCGUGCCCACCUCGCUGUGCAUCGGCCUCACCAUCAACAUGGUGGGCAAGAAGCCCAUGCUCGUAAUGAUGCUGAUCAGCUCCGGGCUAGCAGCACUGGGCCUCAACCUGGUGCAGUCUUCCCUCCAGAACCUGGUGCUGUCGUGCGUGUUCGAGGCCAUCGUGAGCUGCACCGAGGCCGUGCUGUUCUGCGUCAUUUGCGAGAUAUUCCCCACUAAAGUUGCUGCGACAGCCAUGGCGGUGACGGUGAUGUGCGGGCGCGUGGGCGCCAUCGUGGGCAACGUGAUCUUCGGCGCGCUCGUGGACCAGCACUGCGUCGUGCCCAUCUACAUGUUCGGCACGCUCUUGAUAUCGAGCGGCCUGCUGUGUAUAAUACUCCCGAAGAGCACGCGGCCGGAGCGGCCGGUGAUAUGAUCAACUGUGGUUUAAUUAUUAUUAUUAUUAUAUUUUUAUAUUAAUAAAUUAAUUAUGUUUCGCUA
Molecule: messenger RNA, 1968 nt
Organism: Plutella xylostella (diamondback moth)
Lineage: Eukaryota; Metazoa; Arthropoda; Insecta; Lepidoptera; Plutellidae
Product: synaptic vesicle glycoprotein 2A
Biological process (GO): transmembrane transport
Cellular component (GO): membrane
Molecular function (GO): transmembrane transporter activity
Source: RefSeq, a predicted model, not a curated record